Messenger RNA from Ochotona curzoniae (black-lipped pika), 5536 nucleotides. RefSeq names its product solute carrier family 39 member 10 (gene SLC39A10). Bases 656 to 3196 code for a protein of 846 amino acids. Gene Ontology annotation, biological process: intracellular zinc ion homeostasis; positive regulation of B cell receptor signaling pathway; zinc ion import across plasma membrane. Gene Ontology annotation, molecular function: zinc ion transmembrane transporter activity. Lineage: Eukaryota; Metazoa; Chordata; Mammalia; Lagomorpha; Ochotonidae. The transcript has 9 exons. Gene Ontology annotation, cellular component: membrane. The record is from RefSeq and is a predicted model, not a curated record.
GCUGAAGUGGAACAACUGGGGACUUGAACCAGCACUCGUGGGAUGCUGGCAUCACAAGCUGUGGCUUAACCUACUGUGCUACAAUGACAGCUCCUAUUUAAGGGUCUCAGACAUCAUAGCUGAGAGCUGCUAUAAACGGUAUUCUCUGAUUUUAUAGUCUGCUUAUUGCUAGCAUAUACAAAACAAGUAAGUGUUGGUGGUUUUCCUUAAAUUUAGUACUGAAUGAUUAAUUCUAGUAAACUCCAUUUGAUUGUGUUAAUUUUAUUUUUCCUUCUUGCUUCUUAAGUAUCUUACUAUUUUAUUUCUUCUUUAUUUACUGUAUUGAUCAGGCCCUCCAGGGCAGGGCCCAGUAGUCUUUUUGUAGAGGGACAAGCAGGAAGGAAACUAACAGUUCCCCUGUGACUAUGCAGAUUCCUUCAUGGUUUGCUUAGCGGGUUCCGAGUGCUAGUGAGAAUGUCCUUAGUUACGUGUGUUCGUUUGAAGGGCUAUGUGCGCUUUUGAUGAAAUGAAAGGGGUCAGUUUUAUGGGGAGUUGGGGAGAAGAAUGAUUUACAACAGUGAAAAAAAAAAAGAAAAAAAGACAGUAAGGCAUCUUGGUAACUGCUGGAAAGGUUUGGAUUCUUUUGAGUGUGCCUGGGUAAAAAUGCUGGUCUGUAAUGCUUGUCUCUCUCUUUUUAAUCUAUUCAGGAAAAAUAGAAAUGAAGGUACAUAUGCACACAAAAUUUUGCCUCAUUUGUUUGCUGACAUUUAUUUUUCAUCAUUGCAACCAUUGCCAUGAAGACCAUGACCACGGCCCUGAGGAGUUUCACAGGCACCAUCGUGGGAUGACGGAAUUGGAACCAAGCAAAUUUUCAGUGCAGGAUGCUGAAAAUGAAAAAAAGUACUAUAUUGAAAAACUUUUUGACCGUUACGGUGAAAAUGGAAGAUUAUCCUUUUUUGGUCUGGAGAAACUUUUAACAAACUUGGGCCUUGGAGAGAUUAAAGUAGUUGAGAUUAAUCAUGAGGACCUUGGCCAUGAUCAUGUUUCUCACUUAGAUAUUUUGGCAGUUCAAGAGGGAAAGCAUUUCCACUCACAUAACCACCAGCAUUCCCAUGAUCAUUUAAAUUCAGAAAAUCAAACUGUGACCAGUGUUUCAACAAAAAGAAACCAUAAAUGUGACCCAGAGAAAGAGACAGUUGAAGUGUCCGUGAAAUCCGACGAUAAGUACACACGUGAACACAAUCAUCGCGCACACCAUCGCCAUCGUUUGCAUCAUCACCUGGACCGAAACAUCACUCGCCAUUCUCAUAAUGAUUCCGUUAGCCACAGGGAGCGUGGGGAGCCCCGACAUGAACCUUCAACAGAGACCAACAAAACACAGGCCCAGUCUGACAUCAGGCCACUGAAAGGAAGGAAGAAGAACAAGGAGAAAAACAAUGAAAAUUCUGAAGUGAACACACCUGGUUUUUCCCCUGUCCAUGGUCAGAGUGAACAGUCUGAGCAUAAUCGGGUCCACAAACCCGAUCGUGUACAAAACGUGGGUCAUUCUCACGGACACCUUCCAGAACACAGUGGCCACGGUCACGGUCACGGACACCAAGAUGCUGAUCCUGAGAACGAAGGGGAGCCUCGACACACAAGGAAGCGAGAAGCACCGCAUGUAAAAAAAAGUGCAAUUUACCCAGCUGCUAGUCACAAGGACCAUAAUGAAGAUGACCGUCAACAUGAAUGUUUGAAUGUCACUCAGUUGUUAAAAUACUAUGGUCAUGGUGCCAACUCUCCCAUCUCACCGGAUCUUUUUACAUAUCUCUGCCCUGCACUGUUAUAUCAAAUCGACAGCCGACUUUGUAUCGAACAUUUUGACAAACUGUUAGUUGAAGACUUAAAUAAGGAUAAAAAUUUGGCUCCUGAAGAUAAAGCAAACAUUGGGGCAUCAGCGUGGAUUUGUGGUAUCAUUUCUAUCACUGUCAUUAGCCUGCUUUCCUUGCUAGGCGUGAUUUUGGUUCCCAUCAUUAACCAAGGAUGCUUCAAAUUCCUUCUCACAUUCCUUGUUGCACUAGCUGUAGGAACCAUGAGUGGAGAUGCCCUUCUUCAUCUGCUACCACACUCUCAGGGUGGACAUGAUCACAGUCAUGAGCAUGCACAUGGACAUGGACAUUCUCAUGGACAUGAAUCCAAGAAGUUUUUGGAAGAAUAUGAUGCUGUGUUGAAAGGACUUGUCGCUCUAGGGGGCAUUUACUUGCUCUUUAUCAUUGAACACUGUAUCAGAAUGUUCAAGCACUACAAACAACAAAGAGGAAAACAGAAGUGGUUUAUGAAGCAGAACGCGGAAGAGUCGAGCAUUGGAAGGAAGCUUUCAGACCAUAAGUUAAACAACACCCCGGAUGCCGACUGGCUGCAGCUCAAGCCCCUCGCUGGAACUGAUGAUUCGGUUGUUUCCGAAGACCGGCUGAAUGAAACUGAACUGACCGAUUUAGAAGGCCAGCAAGAAUCCCCUCCUAAAAAUUACCUCUGUGUAGAAGAGGAGAAAAUCAUGGCUCAUUCCCACAGCGACGGCUUACACACCAUCCACGAGCACGGGCUCCACGCUGCUGCACACAACCACCAUGAUGAGAACAAAACUGUGCUGAGGAAGUACAACCAUCAGUGGCACCACAAACACUCCCAUCACUCCCAUGGGCCCUGCCAUUCCGGAUCAGAUCUGAAAGAAACCGGAAUAGCUAACAUAGCUUGGAUGGUCAUCAUGGGGGAUGGCAUCCACAACUUCAGUGAUGGGCUGGCAAUUGGAGCAGCUUUCAGUGCCGGGUUAACAGGCGGGAUCAGCACCUCCAUAGCCGUCUUCUGUCAUGAGCUGCCACAUGAAUUAGGUGACUUUGCAGUUCUUCUUAAAGCAGGCAUGACUGUAAAGCAAGCAAUUGUGUACAACCUGCUCUCAGCAAUGAUGGCGUACAUUGGCAUGCUCAUAGGCACAGCUGUUGGCCAGUACGCCAACAACAUCACACUUUGGAUCUUUGCCAUCACUGCAGGCAUGUUCCUGUAUGUCGCCCUGGUGGAUAUGCUUCCAGAGAUGUUGCAUGGUGAUGGUGACAACGAGGAACAUGGCUUUUGUCCAGUGGGGCAGUUCAUCCUGCAGAAUCUGGGCCUGCUGUCUGGCUUUGCCAUCAUGCUGGUGAUUGCCCUCUAUGAAGACAAAAUUGUGUUUGACAUCCAGUUCUGACCAUCCCCAGCCCUCCCUGCUGGUCACGGGAAUGUCACCAUGCAGCCUCGCAUCUGUCCCUUGUACAGCAGGCACGUUGCGCAAAGGAGAGUCCGUGGCUUGCACUACUUACGCGUUCCCUAGACUGGAGCCUAAUCCCAAGACCGGUGCUCAGGCCCAUCUCCCCUGUGUAAGUGGGGUCUUUUCAACCUACAAAGCUGGUGAUAAAGAGAGGAGAAAAUGGGACUCCUUGAACCGAUAUUGACAUAGGUUUAAGACUUUACAAGAAAAUCAUAUACAACACUAAAGUAGCCUGUUACUAGAAACUUCUGUGGCUAUGCAGAAAUAGAAAUUGAACCAAAAAAAUCAUUUAAACUUUAAAAAUAUUUUAAAUGGACUUUGGGCAGCAUUUUGUGUGUGGUAAGAAUGGAUAGUAGUGUCCUUUGAUUCAACUGCAUAAAUUCAUACGGUGAUAGGGAUCAGCUUGACACAACUUGGAAACUGCAGGAAGUAGGCUGUAGGAACUAGAGCAAAGCUCAGGCUGCAUCGGAGUAUGACGUUAGCAUUGGAAAACCCCUUAUUCUUGAAUCUAGAGUUACUAUUUUUGUAUAUAUUUGCAUAGUUUAAACUUGCAGCCUAAACUACUGAAAUUUGUGAUUGUAUGUUUGUGUGAGCUUCAGUUUUAAUGAAAGAUUCAUUAAUGGUUCUUCAUAUUAUUAUAAUACUUGGUGUUUGGGGGUAUUCUGUUUUGUUUUUGCUUUAGUUUUGUUUUUUGUUUUGGGCUGUUGUGGGAAGGGAGUUCAGAGCAUGUGGUCAAAUGUUUAUUCCUUAAAAUUGUUUCCCUCUAGAAAAUAUAAAACCAAUGAACCCAAACAUAGCCAAAAUACUCAGUUUUCAACUUUAAUAGUACUCACUUGUGAAUUAGGAAACUUAAGUACUGAACGUUCAUAUUACUUGACUAGUUCGCCGUUGGAACCAAGAGCGCAUGCUGUGGUCGGUAGUGAAGUUGCAAGGUAGAAAAUCCACGCUGACCACAUCUCUACACCAAGUGUCAACUACAGCGGCUACCAGGAUACCCUCUGUUGAUCCUGGAGGCCAGCCUGGUGCCAGGUGACUUGAAAGGGGUAUGAAAAUAAUUGAACUGAAAUCACUUGACCAUUUUGUGCCAAGACAAGCUGUUGGUGCCUGGUAGGUAUCAGUCUCUUUUUUAGGUGCCCUGUUUUCCUACCUUAAUUGUCACUGAUUGGUAAGAAGUGCAAGCCAUGUUUAUCCUGCAUUCUGGUUUAAUAAUUAGUAGUAGUAGGCGGCUGCACGUGGCUUUCUUUUUGUGCCUGUGCCUCCCAGUCUUCAGUUUUGCUGGGUAAUCUGUAAUUGAACUGUGAGCAGCUAGCUUCGUUUUAAUCUGCUCGGCAAACAGUACAGCUGCUUUAAAACUCUUAAGUGUUCAGAUAUGUCAGAGCCAAACUCUCUCCAUUCCAUUUCCAACAUUUCUAUGUGGUCCUCCUCCUCUCCCCAACUCCAUGAACGCCAUGAACCUUUUCAAACACAACUUUGAGAGCAGCACAUCCGUCCAUGUAUUAACAGGCUGUUGCCAGUGUUUAUGCGGUAAGCAGGGGAACUUGGCUGUGUUGUUUAACUUUAACUUGGGCUUGGAUUGGGAAAAAAAGAAAAAAAAAACAACUUUUUUUCUGGCCUCCUUUUAAUAAGUAGAAGUUUUAUAUAAAGAUUGUCUUCAGCACUGGUCAUGGAGUCAGGACACUCCUCAUCUCAUUGCUUGGCCCUUCAAGCAACCUAGCUAAAGGUGCUGACAUUUUAUUUCAUACUGCCAACUUCAAGUGAUUCAACUUGCUUUCUGAACCAAUAUAUAUUUAUAGUUCAUUAUUUGGUUUUUAUACCCGAGGAGGAUUCUGCAUUCCAGCAUUAAAUCUGCUUCACUUAAAAACUUUUAUGAAAAGCAACAGCUGGAAUGUACUCCCAGUCUUAAAAUAAAUGCCUGAUUUAUAGCAAAUGAGUUAUGCUGAAGUAUAUAAAAUUUUAUAUUCUCUCACAAGUGGUAUUAUCUUUAUUUGCUAGAUUUUUUUUUAACCUUUUAAGAGGGCUGUAAAAGUUGCUGCUAGUAUUUUGUUGGGGUUCCACCAGUAUUUAGCUGUCACAAGAUUCUAAUGUAUAGUUUCAAGUCUUACUAGACAAUCUGAAUUCCACUACAUUUCUGUUUGGCUCCAACAUUCCAUUUAGCUUGACCAGUCUAACUCGCGUUUGUUGGAGGUCAUUUAUGUUACUUGUACAAUGCUGUCACUGUGUGACAUCUGUAUGAAUUUUGGUGUAUAUCACAUUGCAUUCAGUCAGCUGUGAUUAUGCUUA